AUGGGGAUGCCUCCGGCGCUGAGCCUCCAUCCUAUCGGAGCAACGCGCAUGUCUGAAGGCGCCGGAAUGUUGGCCUCGAAAAACAUGUACGCCUCCCACGUUUGCAGCGAGCGGCGGUCGAAGCCGUUGGCCGCCGCUCCGUCGCCGGGGAACCGCUCGCACAUUGUCAUGGAUGGGGCUGGGAGAGAGCAGAGGUUCCUCGACGGCGGAGAGAGACACAGAGCACAAACUAGACAAGAUUAUCUAACACUCCUCUUCUUGGCACUCCCGCUCGCCGCCGCACAGCCGUGGCCGCGUUGCGACCCCAGCAGCGGCAACUACUCGGCUGGCAGCGCGUACGAAACCAACCUCCUAAACCUCGUCCUCACCCUCAGGCAGGACGCCUCCUCCUCGGCGUCCCGCUUCGCCUCCGGCACCCUUGGCGCCGCCCCGGACACCGUCUACGGCCUGGUGCUCUGCCGCGGCGACGUCACCGCCUCCGAGUGCCUCGACUGCGGCACCUCCGCCUAUGAGAAGGCCACGACGGCCUGCGGCCGCCGGAUCAGGGACGUGGCACUCUGCUUCAACCCGUGCUACGUCCGCCUGUCGGACAACAACUUCCUCGCCUCCGCCAACAACUCCGGCGAGAUACCUCUCAUCGGCGGUACCAGCAUCAGCAGCAGCGACGUCGCGGGCUACGACCGGGCGCUCACCGGCCUCCUCAACGCCACGGUGCACUACGCGGUCGACAACUCCACGCAGCUGUUCGCCACGGGGCAAUGGGUAGGGCCCGACCCGGGGUUCAGCCACAUCUAUUCGGCGGCGCAGUGCGCGGGGGACCUGUCGCCGGCGCUGUGCCGGAGUUGCCUCCAGGGCCUCUUGCGCGGGUGGUUUACCAAGUUCCGCUUCCUGCCCAACGGGGAUGGCUCCAGGGUCGCUGGCUCCCGGUGCACCUUGAGGUCCGAGGUGGGGAAGACCUUCUUCAACGGCGCCGCCAUGGUCCAGCUCCCGGCCAAGGCUGCCGCACCGCCACCAGCGGCGACGGCUGUGCCAGUACCAGGCACUACAGGAGCUCCGGUGUCGGCAGAUGUCAACAAAAUAGCUCUGAUGGUUGUAGCAAAACCAUUUGCCGGUUCCAGCUCCGGCGUCGGCCGGUGGAAGCAAAAUUGCUCGCUGGUUGUAGAAAACUAG
Messenger RNA from Triticum dicoccoides, 1170 nucleotides. RefSeq names its product cysteine-rich receptor-like protein kinase 6. The transcript has 3 exons. The record is from RefSeq and is a predicted model, not a curated record. The coding region runs from base 1 to 1170 and encodes 389 amino acids. NCBI's taxonomy places the organism in Eukaryota, Viridiplantae, Streptophyta, Magnoliopsida, Poales, Poaceae.